This is a messenger RNA of Perca flavescens (yellow perch), 2156 nucleotides long. RefSeq lists its product as uncharacterized. Lineage: Eukaryota; Metazoa; Chordata; Actinopteri; Perciformes; Percidae. The record is from RefSeq and is a predicted model, not a curated record. The coding region runs from base 1055 to 1774 and encodes 239 amino acids. Gene Ontology annotation, cellular component: nucleus. The transcript has 2 exons. Gene Ontology annotation, molecular function: DNA binding.
UCAGGACUAAUAUGAGAAAAUGCUUUGAGUUUGUGCCUUUCCAAAUUGCGGCAACCACAUGAAGAAAUAUUUGAGCUUGAGUUUUCACCGUCUACAACCUCCGCAGCAGGGAGAUUUUACCGUUAUGGCUGGCUGCACUUGAUGCGGGUACAUGGUGGUGCUCAUGUGGAUACUGUAUCGCAAUGACCACCGAGGAAGAAAGCCUGUGCUGUAAGGAAUGGGAUCUCAUCCAGCCUGGUCUGGACGGGUCAACGGACAUUGUUUCGCCCAUACAGAGAAGUUUCCCCAUCUGAUCUAUAAGGAUGAUCUAACCGGACAGACCUGAUGGCCAGCUGUCUAAUGAGUGGGUACAACCUAGCCUAACCUAACCUUUCGUGACUCUGUCUAGCUUAGGUACAUUUGUUUUUAGUUGUAAAUACACAUUCAAAUCACUAGCGUCACUGAGUCCACGUUCGGACACCACUUGCUGCUAUUGGCCAUAUCCGGACACUUCCGACGUCACGCGCUUUCCGGUCUUUUCGCGGUACUUUGAAUUUGCGAUCGCCCAAAACGUAAGUAUAAUUGAUUUAUACCCAUUAAACAAUCUAUGUAUGAAAUUUCGUAUAUGUACACAGACAUUUACAUGUCUAUUUAGUAAAUGAAAGUGACUUUGAUGAGGGAAAGUAAUAAAAACGCUUGGGCAACGUUCGGGCGGCGAUCUUUCGCUCUACAAAGUUUAUUAUUUUUACUGUACUGCUGAUAUGAUUUAGCGUUAGCAUGAGUAUGCAUUUUUUUGCUAGCUUUAACACGACUCUGUCUAGGCAGUACGCUUGUCCAUAAGCCCAGCAACAUCACGUUUAUUCAUGUAUUAGCUAACUAUCAUCUAACUGCAUGUGUGUGAGAGAGAGGGGAUAUUGUGUUAAAAGCCAGUAGUGGCUCUUGCUAUUGGUAUUGGUGUGUGUGUGUGAGUGUGUGUGUGAGUGUGUGUGUGUGAGUGUGAGAGAAUUGUAUUUCCUUUACAGGAGCAUCAAGCCCAAAGAAAAAGUGGAUAUAGAAAUUGCCACUUUGGUUGAAGAUGCCAAACAUCAGGCAGAUGAGGAAGAGGGAGAGGAAGACCAAAAAAUGGACCCAAGAGGCAAUGGACCAGGCCAAGCAGGAGGUGGAAGCAGGCAGGCUCUCUCUACGGCAGGCAGCCAUGAGGUUUGGGGUCCCUAAGUCCAGCCUGAGUGACCGAGUCAGCGGAAGAGUGGCCUCCGAUUUUUCCAUCUGUCGGAGGUCACUCCUCACCCAUGCAGACGAAGACUCCCUGGUGGAGUACUGUCUGUACUCAGCUCUGCAUGGGUUUCCGCUGACAAAGCCUCAGGUCCUGGCCCACGCUCUGGCCAUCUACAACCUCCGCCACCAGGAUGCGCAGAGGACCGCGCUUGGCCAGACGUGGUGGAUAAACUUCAGGGAACGGCAAAAAGAUCGCCUAACAUCCAGGACCCCAGACUUCAUUGACCGUGGGAGGGCAUCCUGUGCUAAGAGGGGGCCCAUAGAAGACUAUUUCCGGCUCCUCACCACCACCCUGGAGGAGCAUGUGCUGAGGGAGAAACCCCGUCAGAUUUAUAACUGUGACGAGACGGGGUUUCAGCUGGACACCAACAGACGGCAAGUCAUCGUGCCCCGGGGGACCAAGCAUGCGAGGGAGCACAUCACCGUCCUGGCCUGCCUGAACGCGGCAGGGGGCCCCUACAAAAGUAGGGGUUCCCAAUGCCCUCUACGGGAAGUCGCAGGCAGGGUACAUAGACAGUGAGCUGUUUAGGAAGUGGUUUGUCGGGCACUUCCUGAAGUUUGCCACCCAGGAGCGCCCGCUGCUGCUGUUAAUGGACGGCCACAUGUCCCACCUGGAUCCAGAGCUUGUCCGGACGGCACAGGUCAUUCUCCUUUGCCUGCCACCACAUACGUCUCACAUCCUUCAGCCACUGGAUGUGAGUUUCUUCGGACCCUUGAAGGCAGAUUUCUCUGGUGUUACAGGAGAUCUGUCGGCAGUGAAUCACUCCUUCAUGGUUUCCAAGAAGGAGUUUUCAAGGGUCUUAAGGGACUCAUACCAGAGGGUGAAGGAUCGGGGGCUUGUGGUGGCUGGGUUUAGGAAGAGUGGCCUUUACCCUCUGGACCCGAUGGCCAUUGACUGGUCA